Pelodiscus sinensis (Chinese soft-shelled turtle) is the source of this 7156-nucleotide messenger RNA. Lineage: Eukaryota; Metazoa; Chordata; Testudines; Trionychidae. The record is from RefSeq and is a predicted model, not a curated record.
GGGCAGAGCGGCGCCGCGGGGAUGGAGCUGGCUCCGCUCAUCAGGAAACUCGGUCAUCAACUUGUGGAGAUAAGAGAACGAGCGCUCAGAAAUAUAGUGUGUAAAUUAGAUCAUAAUUUGAUUUCAUAUGCUGACCUCGUCCAAGAAAAGUUGCUUUUUAUCUAUCUGCUGGAAUGGUUCAAUUUUCCUAUCGUACCAAUGAAAGAGGAGUUACUAAAUUUGGUGAACAACUUGGUGAAGCAUCCAUCUGCUGCCCAGCUGUUGGUUGGGAUCGGUGCAGUGGAAUUCUUUUCUCAACUUCGUCAUAAUGUGGAUCCAAAUCUGCAGACUGUAAUAGAUGGGAUUCUAGAUGGGCUCUUCCUGCUUCCUUCAGAAAUUCCUACCAAUUAUCCAGCAGUGUCUUACCAAGGUCAGCCCUUAUCAGAAGACAAAACAGUUUUACCCCAAGAAGAAAUAAUUACUGGAUAUUUUCAUCAAAGCAGAAGUAAUUUGCAGCAGAUGGAAAUCCCUCCAAAAAGAUCAGUUGUAAAUCAGGCAGUGAAGUGUUUGAAGUUUUCUACAUUUCCUUGGUUAAUGCUGACCACAACGGACAGACAUGUGCUUUCUUCAAAUGAAAGCUCUUUGAGAAGUAAAAACCACAGUUUAAUUUGGAGCACAUGUGAACUUCUACAGGAUGUUAUUAUGCAAGAUUUCCCUGCUGAGAUUUUCCUUCAGAGACCCAAGAUUGUUCAGAGUCUUUUGUCUCUACUAAAGCUGGCUUUUGGAAAAGAUGGAAAACACCGCUUAGCCUUACGAGCUGUGUCAUGCCUGCAACAGUUAUGUAUCUUCCUAAGAAAAAGGCUUAAUUUUUUCAGAGAUCCAGGCUUUUUCUCCAUUGAACAAGGUAUAGCUUCUCAGAAUUCUUCUAUGUCUUAUGGCCAAGAAGCAAGAGGACCUCCCCACUCCCAGAAUCCAUCAUCUGGAAGUAGUAGCCCUCGACCAUCUGUGAUUGGACGUACAGGUCAGCGUGCCAGAGGUGAUGGUCAAGAUUGGGAUGCAGUAUCUUCCAGUGGAAGCAGUACUCAUGCUAGCGCAAACUCCAGGAUAUAUCUGCAGUCACCGCUGGAUAUAGGGCACAUAGACCUGCCAGAUCUGGAAAAUGAGAAUACUUUAGAAUUACAGUUCCAACAGCUCAGCCUUCCUCAGUUCUGUGUGGCUAUCCUGGAAUAUGCUGUACCUCUUCUAAGAACAGGCAGUAGAAGAGUGAUAUGGGAAGUUCUCGAAUUACUUGCUGAAGAUGUGCUUCUUAUUGGUGAUGCAGUAUCUGAAGAUGUUUGGGAGGACCACAGCCUCUUUGGGUUAGAGUUGAAAGAUAAGCUGCUGAUCAUCCUGGAUUCACUUGGAGAAACCAUAUCCUACCACAAAAGUAAUGUCAGCUCAGAGCAGUCUGAGCUGAUAUUAGUGUACCACAGAAUGGCAUUUGUUAGCAUUUCACUUUUCACCGUCCGACUGUUGCAAACACUUCUACCUGUAGAAAAGGCUAGCAAAGUGUUACCAGAGAGCUUGGUGACUGCUUUAUUUCUUCUAUCCUUGGACAUGCCUUUUUCCUUGGAAUAUCCCAGCAUUCAUGAGUCUGUCGCAGCCUAUUUGGAGCAGAUGAAUUCUGAGAGCUACAGUAUUUAUAAACAAGCUUCCGAAGCUGUUUAUUCAAUUGACUGCACCUGUAACUUUAUGAUGGAUGUCCAUAAGGAGGGAGAAAAAAAAAUAUUUGAAUUAGUGGAAUUGGCAGAUAAAGCACUAAAGAGUCUUCCUUAUCAUCAACACUUUCCCUUGCUUCAGGAGAUCAUCCACAUUUGCUUGAAUAUCUGGAAGUCUGCCCAGGCUAGUUCAUUGCUGCAGGAGGAGAGUCAGAAGGUGCUUCUCCGUCUGUUGUCCCAUCCUCUGCUGAUCAUAAAAAAUGAAGCUUACCAUUGCUGUCUGGAAAUUGUUAAGGAAAGUUUAGGUAUUCAUAAUGUCACAAAACCCGGGCCUUCGAUUUGUCAUGGAGUUCAUUUUCUUCUUCAUCCAAAAGUUUUAUAUGAAAUUUCUACAUUUGGGCUCCAGGAGUCUAAAAAUGAGGUAAACUCUGCUGCCAAGGCCAUUCUGAUGUAUCUCCUGCAGGGACAAUUGAUGAUGACAGCACUGACGUGGAACAAGUUUAUUGAGGCCCUCUAUCCUAUCAUUCCAAUUUUACAGGGGUAUGCAGACACAGAAGAGACACUGGGUAAUUGCAUCCUCAGACUAAGUGAAACAGCUUCUGACAACGGAGAAGGGAUUCUUCCUAGAACUACUAGAUUAAGGGCUGCUCUACGACUUCUCUUCUCAAAAAAGCAGUCAGUCCGUUCUGUGGCACUGAAACAUCUAACAUUCCAUCUCAUGAAUGAGGAAGGAGCCAGCCUGAAGCGCCCUGUUCUGCAUGGUAGCAUUUUCUCCAGUAUUCCCAACUUAUUUAUUGUGGAAAGACCUAUUGAGUUGAAGUUGAAUGAUACAAGAGAGUCAGUUUUUAAGGACGAGACUGUGGAAAAACUAUAUGGUAUUCUUACUUCUGACACCAUUGACCUAGUUUUGCGAAAGUCUGCAGCAGAGCAGCUAGCUAUAAUUAUGCAAGAUACUAAAAUGCAUGAUGUUGUGAAAAAAUUGGGAGUGAUAGAUAAGUUAUUUGUUUACUUUUCUGAGUGUGUAUACCGUGAUGGCAAGAUCAUGGAAUGUAUUAUGUUGCCGUGUCUUACACUUCUACGAAAACUAGUAUCUGCUGAUCCAGUUAUACGCCUGUCAUUAGCACAGCAGCCUUCUAUCCUGCUCACAUUACUGAGAGUUUCCUUAAUAUUUCAAGAUGACUGUGCUGUUCUGACUGAAUGUGCAGCAUUGUGUUGUCUUCUGUUGUUUGAUGAAGUAGCAAGAAAAGACGUCUGGGCUGAUGCUGUAUCCAGUAAUUGUUCUAACCUACCUGCCUUCAGCUUGCCUGUAGCUAUUGUUAGACGGUAUCAUCUCCCGGUCAAAGUCACUACUCAUCAUGCAGUUAGUCCUAACUCUGUUGUUUUGCUGUUACCUUCUGACUGCUUGACCUUGAAGCCUGUAUCAGAUAUGCUUAAGAUGGCCUGGAAUCUGUCAUGGUACCAUGGGAUUGAUAACCUAUUGCGACUGGUGAACUAUGAAACAGAAGCACAAGCAUUUUUAGACACAUUAAAGCUAUCCUCAGAGGACAUUCUUACAUUGAAGAUAACUCACACAACCAGCGGACUGCAGGAUUGUCUCAAUUCAGUAAUUCAAGCUGUGUCCCACAGGGAAGUUAGAGCUGCUGUGACUCGGAUGAGUUUUUAUAUUCUAAAUGACAGACUGGCUUUAAAAUUUAGCACUGGCUCUUGCAGGACCACUUUGAAGGGCAUGGCUUGGCAAUCUGCUUUCAACAGGUUUCUACAAGUACUUCCAGCUUCUACAGAUGAUGAGAAACUUCUGGCUGAUGUCUUAAGUUUUCUAAACCAGUUGCUUAGGGAACAGAGGAAGAGUUCAGAGGCAGAAAAUCUAAUAUGGAUUCUGGAGGUACUGUUUAAAAAUAAUUCAGGUUCACUGCUAGACCUUCUGGUGCGAGCUGAAUCCAAGAUGCAAGAUGAAAUAGAUGACAUACAGACUGCUGUCAGACAACAACUGCAGAAAGAACUGAUUAGUAUCUUUAACAUGAUGCUACUCUGCUUCACAUCAGUUACUGACAGAAAGGGCUUGGAACAGACUGACAAUUUCCGAACACAACUGGCUUUGAAACUACUAGAGUGUUUACAGGUAACAGAUGCACCGCACUUUUAUGGAUUGCCUGCUUUGGAGAGGACAUUACGAGGAAUGGUUCAUGUCACUGCACACCCGGGCUGGAGUUCACACUCUGCCACAACUGAGUCUUUCACAAUAUGUAUGAAAUAUUUGACAGGUCUUCUUGAGGUUAUCUCAUCUUUUUAUGUUGAAUGGGGAGGAAAUGCUAUGUCCUUCAUGGGGAAAGGUGUCACAAAGAGCACAGUACUUUGCUUGCUUCACUUGUCUCACGAAAUGAUGGCUCAAGCCAAAACUAUGGACUGGGUGUCUCUCUGGCUCUUGCCUUACAAUAAAAGUGAAGAACAAGAACAAGUUCCUUCUCAACUCGGUCUAGCAUGGCUAAUUCCAUUGUGGGUAGAUAGAGAUCCUGAGGUAAGGUUUACCUCCCUUGGAAUUGGAUCAGCUCUUACAUCUCUUGAAUUAGGAUGCUUUGCUUUAUCAGACAGCUGUCAGAACAUUUCAGGAGGGUUAUGGGGAACAGUGAUAAACAUCCUUCUGGACCAAUCUGAAUGUAGCAUGGUACGCAGAGAGGCUGCUUUUAUUCUUCAGAACCUUCUUGUAAUCCCAAUGCCAACAGAAGAAGUGAAAGAUUGUGCUUGGCAGGGGCCUUGUGUGCAUGAUGAAGAGUCUGGUCUGUCUCAGAUAGGAAAACCUGCCCUUCAGGCUCUAUUAUAUCAUUGCCACUUUUAUGAACAUUUGAAUCAGAUGGUGAAGCAUUGUUACCUAGGUCGAUACACAUUUGAUUUGAAUUGUUCCAUGGGAGAAAGCCUUAUGGUAGAAAAAAACGGCAUAAAUGAUUUUGAUGAUUCUGUUAAUCUUUGGAGAGUUCCAUCCAGUCAAAGUCAAUCUCCACAUUCACAGUCAACAUCUGAUACUAUGAUCAUUUCUGCAUCACCAUCAAUGGGAAGUGCGGAUGAGAUGCAGGCAGCUGUCCCACUAGCAUCAGCUUGCUUUGUCCCUGAAACAUCAGUUGACCGGCUUAUGGCUCAAGGUCAGAGUAAUACAACGACCACAGCAUCUUCAAGUCCACACAAUUCUCCCCAGUCUGUUAUUCUGACUAAUAAGUGUGCUCUAGUCACACCUCCACUGUUGUCAGCUGUGUGCAGCCUACUGAACAACCUGCUGGCGGUUGUUCCAAAGGACACUGGAAUUGCUCUUCAACAAGCACACUUACUAACAGCUCUCAGUAGUCUUGUAAAUGCUAGGCUGGUUGAAAGAUGUAUCUUGGAAUUGAAAACUCCUCUGCCUCAUCCAUCUCACUUGGAACAUACAAAAAUUCAGGUUUUAUUCCUACUUCAGUACUCCUCUUCAGUGUCCAGGCUUCUACAGUCAUGCUUAUUGGUAGACAUUCACCUUGUGAUCCAGGAUGAGCUCAUGAAACCUCUUUUGGGGAAUAUAUUAACAAUCCUCUCCAUUCGUUCUAUGGAUGGCUUGGAUACUGAGUUAACAUCUGCAGUUCACCAAACACGAACAGACUUGUUUAGCCUUCUGGCUACGCUGUUAAGGAAAAGUGGCCAAAUAAUUCUUCCAUCUGUGACAGCAGCUCUUGAAAAACAUUGGACUACAAUAAUUGAUACAAUCUGUGACUGUGUGCAUCUGUCCAUCGAAUGCCCCAGCUUAUAUGUGGCCAGCUUGCAAUUCCUCUCCAUUCUCUUGGCUGAAGAGGGGAAAAGACAGCUCCAAGAUACACAAAAUAUUUGCCCCAAUCCAACAAUUACUUUUCUUCUAGAUGAAGCUGAAGAAAAUCUGGCAUCAGUAGUCAAACUUACUGAAUUAAUAAUUCAGAAUUAUGAAGGAAAAUCCUCUAACAAUGCACUGAAACGAGUUGUUUCAGGUGCCUUACUGUCUCUGUUGGCUGUCAGUAAAAGUGCUCAGAAAUGUGCUUUGGAAGCUGACCUUAUAGACAGCUGCAUGGAACAGAUGAAGCACAUUCAUGCACAACUGAACCUAGAAUCCCUGAGGCCUGGAAAAACAGUACAGAAAAAAAAGGGGGAUAAUCUUAUCAGGGAACUAAGGGUUGUUCUUCAGCUCCUAAGAAACUGCCUCUUUCAAAAUGAAAAGUGCAAAAUGGCUGCACUUAAGGCUCAUCUUGUCCCUGUCCUCCACUCUCUGUGGCCAUGGUUUUUAAUGGAUGACUCCUUAAUGCAAAUAGCUCUUCAUUUGCUUUGUGUCUACACUGCAAACUAUCCCACAGGCUGUGGUUCACUUUGCUGGGUGAGCAGUGGACUGUCUCCAUUUCAGACUGCACAGAGAAGCACGGCCAGCAACUCACUAAUACACAGCAUUAUCAAGUUAGCUUCCCACACACUGACAGAGAGCAGCGCAAUUCAGCAUAUGGUCUUUACUCUUCUUUCCAAUCUUGCUAUUUGUCAUGACUGUAAGGGAGUUAUUCAAAAGAGUAACUUCUUACAGAACUUUUUGUCUCUUUCAUUGCCGAAAGGAGGAAAUAAAAGCCUUAGUAUACUGGCUAGCCUUUGGCUAAAGCUGCUAUUGAAUAUUUCCUUUGGAGAAGAUGGACAGCAGAUGAUCAUGAAGUUAAAUGGUGGUUUAGACCAGCUCGUGGAGAUGAGCAAAUACAAACACAAGAGUAGUCACCAUAUAGCCCUUCUUAUUCUGCACAACAUCUGCUUUAAUUCAACAAACAAGCCCAAGAUACUUGCUAAUGAUAAAGCUAUUGCAGUGCUGUCUGCCUGUUUAGAAAGUGACAACCUUACUGCUCAAAGAAUAGGAGCAUCUGCACUUUGGUCUUUGCUUCACAAUUAUCAGAAGGCAAAAGUGACUCUGAAGAAUCCAUCAAUAAAGAGAAGAGUAGAUGAGACUUACUCUUUAGUGAAGAACAGUAAGUUAUUGGUGAAUGUAAUUUCCAUUUCAAAGAAGCAACAGUCAAGUCUGUAAUUUUUCUGUAAAAAAAGAUCAUUAAUAUACUGUAUUGCUCUGCAGCACAUGAAAAAGGAAACAUUUUGUUGUGUUGUGAUUUUCUAAAAUUUUAUGUUCUGCUUGAUUGAUCCUUUUAAAUCCACAUGUGCUUUGCUGUUCCGCAUCUUCCCCCAUCCCCCCCCAAAAAAACCCACCUUCUGGUGACAAAUUGUAAAUAAGAUUUGUGAGGAGGUAAUUGCUAAGGAUUAGUCUGAGAUAUACAUUUGAUUGUACUGGCAGCAAAAUAAUGUUGAUGACUCAGACUCUCUAAAGUCUAAAACCUUGUAUUUUGGUGAUAAGAAGCACUGCCCAGUUAGAACUGACCCUACUUAACUUUGCUGAAUUCAGCUGCACUAGGGAGACCAGAAUACUAUGCCAUAAUUUACAUUUAUGCUGUAAAUUGGCUGGUUUUCACGUUGAC